Molecule: messenger RNA, 3758 nt
Organism: Marchantia polymorpha subsp. ruderalis
Lineage: Eukaryota; Viridiplantae; Streptophyta; Marchantiopsida; Marchantiales; Marchantiaceae
Source: the annotation of a GenBank genome assembly
GAAGAUACAAAAGCUCCAUUGCUUGCUGUGAGGAUGCGGUCCUCUGAUGUUGGGAGGGAGGGACGAGAGAGAGAGAUAGAGAGAAGGGAGAGAGCGCGAGUUGGUGAGCGGGUGACUGAGAGUGUUCGUUGGUGCUGUUGCCAAAGACCCAAGCUAUCUAGCGAGCAAAGUCAUGUGAGUGAGCGAGCAAGGAAAAGAGCCAGAGAGUAGUACGGUACAUUUUACGCUUAAACUGUCAGAAGCACUGACUGCUAUCUCCUUAACGUAGAAGCCUCAGUUGCAGACCAAUGUCAACCUUUUGAGCAGACUGAGCAGACAGCAGGAGGCACGUCGGCCGAGCUCGAGCUCGAGCUUGAGAGACAAGUGGAACUGAAGAGAGUGCGAUUGCGAGUGUGAGAGCUGACAGGAUGUCCUCUCAAAGGUACAAUGAAGUUUAAGCUUCCCAAAAGGACCGAGAUGGGGUGUCAUGUGAUGGCAGUUGAGACAGGACGGGACGGUUGUAGCUGCUCAUCGCCUGCAGGCGAAUGCCCAGUAUAGAUCUCCGCCCGGCAGCUCAAUCAUUCUGCAUUCUGCAUUCGGCAUUCGAAUGUUGAGUCGGCCUCUGUUAUUCUUGUUGCUCCUGCUGUAGCUGCUGGUGAAUUGAGCAGUGCCCUUCGCAUUAAUGGAGUACAUGUGUGGAGUAGAAGAAGCUCGUCUGUUCCGGCUGAAGUCAACCGGACAGUAGUCAGGGAGUGAGCCAGCCCAGAGGAAGGGACAAAGGAAGUAACGCACCGUCACAUCUCCUCCACUUUGCAUGAAAUCUUCACGGCAGUUCGAAGUCAAUAGUCGGGUAGUGACGGAAGCUUGUGGAGUACUCCUCGGCACCAUUCGAAUCUGAGCGAUCAAUUUGCCAUGGAGUGAAGGAGGUGUCUCUGCUGGGAUGCUGACUGGUGUUCCUCGUCACACUGAGUUUACUUAGAUCAUACGCUUCUUCCGAUAGAGUUCACUACCUGACUGCUACUUGUUGCUUCUUCGGUCGGGAAUCUGUAAGCGAUUUAACAGCGUGUGACAGCGAUUCAGUCUUGUUUGGUGCCAUGAAUGAGCCGAGAAGAGCUUGUGCGGCCUAUGUGGUGUCUCUUUCCCGUCGUCCUCCUGGUGGAGAGCAAAUGUGGGAUUCAGCUGCUGCUUCCUCUUCGCUGUUGUGGGAAACUUCGCUGGCCGACAGCGGUACUGAUCGAAUUGACGUGUUGGCCAAGCACGCGGAGGUGCAGAGAGCAAUAUCAUGAAGGAGACGAGAGUGCCACCAUUUCUCGAUCCAAGACAAUUGCAGCGGAGAGUAAGGAGGAGAAGGAGAAGAAGGCUCGAGCUCGAGCUAGCCUGAUAGCUUGCUUACUUACCUGAUCUCGGAAUUUUCAUACACUGACUGCAAUUGUCGAUAGGCACAAUCGAUUACCCCGAGUUCCCAGAUUCAUUCUCACCCUCCCCUCACCCUCCUUUGUAAAAUUCCAUCAACUCUGAAAUUCGAGAGCAGAUCACCAUGUCCAUUUCCUUUUUCGCGAUUCUUAGCAUUUUACUAAUAUGCUCCCAGCUCGUUCUGGGAAUUAUCCAACAACCCACUCAUGAACUUGCACCAGCUUCAGCUAUCAAGUCAAAGGCGAAAUUGAGAGCACUGCUCGAAGAUCGACAUCGACAUGGAUAUCCGAUCGAGCAUUCACGCGAAGAGAAUGCCAAGAGCUCGAGCUCGAGCUCGGGCUUGGUUUUCGACGUAAUCCAUAGGCAGCACCCGAGCUCUCCAUACAGGCAGGCCAGCAAGUCACACGAGGAGGUGAUGCAAGAGCACGUCAGGAGAGGGAUGCUGCGCCUGGAUUCGUUGCAGAAGUCCACAUUCGCGGAGAGGACGAGUAACACCAUGCCCCUGACGCGCGAGGGUCCUUCCGCACUGCAGGAGAAGGUCAUAGCUCCGGCGGGCGAGUGGCAAGGGGAGUAUUUAGUGCAGAUGCAAAUCGGAACGCCGGCCCGACCCAUACUGCUCAUAAUCGACACGGGCAGCGGGCUCACGUGGAUCCAGUGCGCGCCCUGCACGCAGUGCUUCGCGCAGCAGGAGCCGAUCUUCGAUCCGGCCCGAUCCACCUCGUACGCGAGAGUCAAUUGCUCGCACCCGGCCUGCGGCGCCAGCUCGCUGUUCCAAUGCGCCGAGACGCACAACCGGACCUGCGAGUAUGGAGUGCAGUAUGGCUCGUCGAGCUUCAGCACGGGCGUCGUGUCCACUGACACUCUGACCGUGGACUCGCUGUCCGGCACCGCGCUGCGCCUCCACAGCUUCCUGUUCGGCUGCGGCAUUUUCAAUCAGGGCCAGAUGGUGGGCAGCUCGGGCCUGCUCGGCCUCUCGCGCAGCGCCAUCGCCGUGCCCAUGCAGCUCGCCGGCGCCGGCCUCAAUUUCUCGCGCAAAUUCACGCACUGCUUCGCCGACCUCGCCGCGAACCGCAACGCCACCAGCUUCAUGUACUUGGGCGACGCCCGGGCGCACCAACUGCAGUACACGCCGUUCGCGGUGCCGCCGUUCCGCACGCAGUUCUACUACGUCGGCCUGCAGGGCAUCAGCGUCGACGGGCGCCGGCUGCGCAUCCCGGCGUCCGCCUUCGCGUUCUCGGUCGACGGCACCGGCGGCACCGUCAUCGACUCCGGCACCACGUUGACGCUGCUGGUGCGCCCGGCCUACGCCGCGCUGCGGGCCGCCUUCAGGGCAGCAGCCGCGCGCAAGCACCGCCUCCACGCCAGCGCCGUGCGCGGGGGCUUCAACAGCACCGUCACCAGCCACGUCAUCGACACAUGUUACCGCAUCCCCGCCGAGGAGUUCCGGCCGUCGCGAGUUCCCGCCGUCGCCCUGCACUUCGCCGGUGGCGUCGACCUGCGCCUGCCCCCGAACAACGUGCUCUUCCCGUUCGACGACCACGGCCUCUUCUGCCUCGCCUUCACGGGCACCGCGUCCGACGUCGGCAUCAACGUGAUCGGCAACAUUCAGCAGCAGAACUUCCGAAUCGAGUACGACCUCGAGAAUUCCCGCAUCGGAUUCGGCCGCGCUUACUGCGCCGAGGAUCGAUAGCCUCUGCGCCUGCUGCUCCUCCGCUUCCUUACGAGCUCGAGAUUCUCUUUGUGAUCAAUUCUGCAUUAUAUUCGAGUGCGAAUUAUAUCGAUACAGAUUUUCGUCGUACUGACAGGAUUGCGCUGGCUCGUGGCCGGGGCCUGGCUCGCGGUGGAUGAUUUCCAGCGCCGAAAAGUCUCACGAUCCGCACACGAUGCGCUGCGAGCCAGAUCCCGAUCCCAAUUAUCCACCACUGUUCAAGCCACGUCCACUCGCGAUCGAGUCGUCUGGACUCAGGUCGAGCGAUGCAGUCGAGAAAAAGCCCAUUUGACUACCUGACUAUGUAAAUAGACAGAUAGCUAGCUAGCUUAGAGUAGAUAGCCACACUUAGCUGGUCAUCGGAUUUAAUGUUGAUCUAUGUCGAUCGAUCGAUCGAUCGAUCGAAGUCCAGCGAUUCUCCUCCCAGAGCUUCUUCCUUCUCCACGGCAGCACGCUUUUCCUAUCGAUGACGAGGGCCUGGGAGGCCGAUUUGAUGACACUAAUUUCAAACUACAUUAUUCAUUCAUUUUCACGGCACGAGUAGGAGUAGCUGUAGGGCCAUCCGUAUGUAUGAACAGACAGCUCUGUCGUCAGCAUAAUUUGCAAUUGUACACUGUCCGAAUACAUGAAGUCUGGCCAAGCCCAGUGAGUCCAGUCC